Molecule: messenger RNA, 3292 nt
Organism: Peromyscus eremicus (cactus mouse)
Lineage: Eukaryota; Metazoa; Chordata; Mammalia; Rodentia; Cricetidae
Gene: Pip4k2b
Product: phosphatidylinositol-5-phosphate 4-kinase type 2 beta
Exons: 10
Coding region: 51-1301 (416 amino acids)
Biological process (GO): phosphatidylinositol metabolic process
Molecular function (GO): phosphatidylinositol kinase activity
Source: RefSeq, a predicted model, not a curated record
CCACCCCCCCUUUCGCCGCUGCCGCCGCCGCCGCCGCCGCCGCCCCGGGCAUGUCGUCCAACUGCACCAGCACCACGGCGGUGGCGGUGGCGCCGCUCAGCGCCAGCAAAACCAAGACCAAGAAGAAGCAUUUCGUGUGCCAGAAAGUGAAGCUAUUCCGGGCCAGCGAGCCGAUCCUCAGCGUCCUGAUGUGGGGGGUGAACCACACGAUCAAUGAGCUGAGCAAUGUCCCUGUCCCUGUCAUGCUAAUGCCAGAUGACUUCAAAGCUUACAGCAAGAUCAAGGUGGACAAUCAUCUCUUCAAUAAGGAAAACCUCCCCAGCCGCUUCAAGUUCAAGGAGUACUGUCCUAUGGUGUUCCGAAACCUCAGGGAGAGGUUUGGGAUUGAUGACCAGGAUUACCAGAACUCAGUGACACGAAGUGCCCCCAUCAACAGCGACAGCCAAGGCAGGUGUGGCACGCGUUUCCUCACCACCUAUGACCGGCGUUUUGUCAUCAAGACUGUGUCAAGUGAGGAUGUGGCCGAGAUGCACAACAUCUUAAAGAAAUACCACCAGUUCAUAGUGGAGUGUCAUGGCAAUACCCUCUUGCCACAGUUCCUGGGCAUGUACCGCCUGACUGUGGAUGGUGUGGAAACCUACAUGGUGGUCACCAGGAAUGUGUUCAGUCAUCGGCUCACUGUACAUCGCAAAUAUGACCUCAAGGGUUCUACUGUUGCCAGAGAAGCGAGUGACAAGGAAAAGGCCAAGGAUUUGCCGACAUUCAAAGAUAAUGAUUUCCUCAACGAAGGGCAGAAGCUGCACGUGGGAGAAGAGAGUAAAAAGAACUUCCUGGAAAAACUGAAGCGAGACGUUGAGUUCCUUGCCCAGCUGAAGAUCAUGGACUACAGUCUACUGGUGGGCAUCCACGACGUCGACCGGGCAGAGCAGGAAGAGAUGGAGGUGGAGGAGCGAGCAGAGGACGAGGAAUGUGAGAACGACGGGGUGGGUGGUAGCCUGCUCUGCUCCUACGGCACGCCUCCAGACAGCCCUGGCAACCUCCUCAGCUUCCCCCGCUUCUUUGGACCAGGCGAGUUCGACCCCUCUGUCGACGUCUAUGCCAUGAAAAGCCAUGAAAGUGCCCCUAAGAAGGAGGUCUAUUUCAUGGCCAUCAUCGACAUCCUCACACCGUAUGAUGCUAAGAAGAAAGCUGCACAUGCUGCCAAAACAGUGAAACAUGGGGCAGGGGCUGAGAUCUCCACUGUGAAUCCGGAGCAGUACUCCAAACGAUUCAAUGAGUUCAUGUCCAACAUCCUGACGUAGUCACCUCCGCCUUCUGCCAGGGCCAGACUGCUGGACAAGGGGUCGGGGAUCGGGAGAGGGAAAGGGUGUAUUGGGGCUAGCAGGGAGGGUAGGGAGCAGAGGGGGGUCAAGAGGGCUUUAGUAAAGGGACUGCAGCCUGUGACACAGAGCAGCUCCAGCAGGGAGGGAGGGAGGGAGGGGACGUGCUGUUGGUGCGCGUGCUCACAGGAUGUAGCCUUACUUCUGCUCACCCUUGAUAUGCCCCUUUGUCCCUGGUUAAACGGGCUCCCCUCUUGGUAUCUUGUAACCGUUGAUGAUACGUUGGGGCUAGAGAUGAUUUUGUGGGUUUCUUUGGGUUUGUUUCUGAAAUUCAUUGCUCCAGGAUUGCUAUUUCUAAUGCUCUGUGUCAUCACCCUAGCCACCUCCCUGUCCCUACCAGGCUCUCAGUUUCCUUCAGUUAAGACGGGCACAGUUGCUCUGACACCGUGAGAGGAGGUCAGACACCUCAGUCAGCCAUGUUUUGAUCUCACCUAGAAGGACUUUUUAAUUUCCUGGAGUAUUGUGCAUAGCUCCCUCCAUGUUUCCACCUUGGAUCCAAGUGAAAUGUUACAUUCACUCCUCCAUCCUGUCCUCGCAGAAGGACAUUGCGGGUUGACCCCAACAUCUUGGACCAGAGUCAGAGGCCUCAGAGGGGAACAGGUUCAUCUUCAUGAGAUGAUGAGUGACCAGAAAGCAGCUGGGUCCUCAGACAGCUGGUUCUCAAAGAACCCAGUGAUCACCACCCCAGCCGCCUGCGCCUCGGACCUGGAAUCGGGAUGUCUGUCAAGCCUGCCUCCCACUGGCUCGAGGGGAACUAGAAAGCUUCUUCGAGUUUAUCAGGACCCCUGUGUUUCAAUGGAAUCCCAGAAACUAAUACGUAUCAAACGGGGUCGUGUGCAUCAUCCAUAUCCUAACUCCUGACCUCUGGCGUGCAGUCACCUGUAACUGGCAUAUGGUCAGGGGCAGAGCCCUAAGUACCUGGGUGCUCACUGCAGAGACACCACUCCAAGCCCCGGCCUACCGUGUAGGUGUCUGGCUCCCUGUGCCUGUGAUUUCCCACUGGGUAGCUUCAGCCAGCAAGGUGCUCCACCCAAGGUUGCUUGAGUCACUUGUGGAUGUGACCCAGGAAAGCCUAUUUGGAGGCCAGAUGUGGGGCUUGACCCAUCCCCCCCAGCCUCAGGGCUGAUUUUCCUUACCCUCUCACCCUUUCUGAACUUGGGAUCUGCCUACAGGCCUCCUCGGAAAGAGCGACAUCCUGCAGCCUCCUUCAGGAUUCCGGCCCAGGGCCUCAGAAGGGAACUACCCAAGUCAUUCUGAUGCCACCAGAGUAACUGGUGGCCAGGAAGAAAAAUGGCCCUGUUGGCCUGCACUGGGAGAGGUACAUUCCUACCUCCUCCCAACCCCUCAGAAGGAAUCAGGAAUUUAGGAUGAGAUGGAAAAUUUGUAGAUAACCCCAAAGAUGUGAAGCGGGUUUGUGGAACUGUCUCGGGUGAAUAGAGGACUUCCUGUGACUGCCUCCCAAGCUAGCCAAGCUCAGCUGUGGGAGCUGGAGCCAUUGUGCGGUCCUCCAUACCCAGCGCUGAGAGAGGAAGCAAGAUAGCAGUCUGCUUCUUUUCUAGACUGCCACAUUGGGCGGAAGCCCUUCUGGUGAGGCAGAUGGGGGCCACACUCCUGCCCAAGAAGAGUAGAGGUAAGGUUCUGUGCAUCAGAACCGGAAGGGUCUUGGGGAAGUACCAGAACCACAUGGUUCAUGGAGAAAUGUUUUUAAUUUAGGAGAGGGUUAUGUAGGAAUAAUGUCUGGACUGAUUUCUCCACCUCACAAUCAAGAGUGAAAAAUCCGCAUCUGCUCCCAGUAGCCCCAAGCUUGGAAGCCGAGGCUGAUCCUAUUGUCCUGCGUAUGAAAAGUGUAACAAUCUUAUCAAAGCAACUACGGGGAUCUAACUUGUUUAACAUUGAGUUUUGUGGGGGUUUUG